This is a messenger RNA of Culicoides brevitarsis, 1951 nucleotides long. RefSeq names its product transcription factor Clamp-like. The coding region runs from base 137 to 1825 and encodes 562 amino acids. The record is from RefSeq and is a predicted model, not a curated record. NCBI's taxonomy places the organism in Eukaryota, Metazoa, Arthropoda, Insecta, Diptera, Ceratopogonidae. Gene Ontology annotation, molecular function: DNA-binding transcription factor activity, RNA polymerase II-specific; RNA polymerase II cis-regulatory region sequence-specific DNA binding. Gene Ontology annotation, biological process: regulation of DNA-templated transcription. The transcript has 7 exons.
CGAUAAUCGAGUCCUAUUUCGUAAAAUAAAUUAAUUUAAGCAAUUCUGGCGUGAAACUCGAACCCAAAAACCUUUUAAAACCCAAGCGGGAAACGAAUCCGGAUAACAUUGCGUGGAAAAAUUAAGGUCUUGGACAAUGGAAGACAUCACGAAAAAUAUCAUUUUUACGACAAAUAAUCUGCAGGGCUUGCAAUAUCAGACGAUCCAAGCGGGCGAUGUGACGAUAAAACAGCCAAAAAUGGAAAAACAGGAAUUCCCGACCUUUUGUUAUGUCGCCAACAGCAAUAUGAUCCAGAAAAUUACGCCGACGUCGCAAAUGAGCAACGUUAGUACGGUAAAUCUGGCGCAAUUGACGACAGAUGACAACAAAACGGUGCAAUAUAUUGCACAACCACUCGGGUAUGCCAACUAUGCCGUACUGAAUCCGAUGCAACUGCAAAACGGCAUGAAUGCCAUCACGGUUGACGGGCGUCAGCUGAUCGUCAAUAAGCCCAUCACGAAUACCAUUUCCUUCAAAUGCGACAUUUGUAACAUGAUGUUUGCGCAUUUGACGCUCCUGAACCAUCACAAACGCUCGCAUCAUCAGCAAGAAUCCGAUUCCUCGACAAAUGACCAGCAGCAGCAGCAGCAACAACAAUCGCAGCAACAGCAGCAAAUCACAGUCGUCACUCAACCUCAAAUGCAAGGAAUUGUCCAGCAAGAUCUCCUCGGACAAAUUCAAAUUGUCGCCACGGAGUCUCUCGAACCAGCCCAAAACACGCAAACGAUGCACCAAAACGACAUUCAGAUCCAACCGAGCCCCCAAAUUACGAUUCAGAAGCAGGAAAAAACGUCGAAAUGCGUUUCGUGCGGUACCCAAGUCGCCCAAACGGGCAAACGAAAAGCCUCGAAGCAAGUCCGAUGCGAAAAUUGCAGCAACGAGAGCAAUGCGGCGUCGAAUCAGCGACAAACGCAAAUCUUUGUGGCGCCCGAUGGCGAUAUCAAGUUCGAAAUUAGCGAAAUUCAGGGAGAAAAUAGCAUGGAAGCACCCAUUCAGAUGACGCAGCAGCAGCAGCAAUCUCAUAACCAUAGUAACUCGCAUCACUCACAUACCUCGCCGGCGAAAUUGCCGGGCGGCGCGCAUCCUGUGAAGAAACGGAAUACGGGAACUGUCACGAAAUGCAAUAAGUGCAACGGGUCGGGAGUUAUUUUCAUCGGAGGUGCCAAAAAGACGCAGCAGCAGCAACAGAAUGAAAAACCAUUUUCGUGCAGCAUUUGUGGAGGAAGAUUCUCAAGGUACUCGAGUCUUUGGUCUCACAAAAAGCUACAUAGCGGUGAAAAGAACUACAAAUGCGGUGUUUGUGGCAUUGCCUUCGCCAAAGCAGUUUACCUGAAAAAUCAUACGAGAAUUCACACAGGAGAAAAACCGUACAAAUGCGGAACGUGUGGCAUGCAAUUCUCGCAAUCGCCUCAUCUGAAAAACCACGAACGUACUCACAGCGGAGAGAAACCCUACGUUUGUGAAGUUUGCGACAAAGGAUUUGCGAGACACGCGACCCUUUGGAAUCAUCGUCGGAUACACACAGGUGAGAAACCAUACAAGUGCGAUCGGUGUCAAUCGGCUUUCAGUCAAGCAGCUCACUUGAAGAAUCACGAGAAGCAGGUUCAUUCGGGCAUCAAACCGUUCAAGUGUGACAUUUGCUCGGCGGCGUUUGCGGAUCGAUUUGCCCUGAAGAGGCAUCGAAAUAUUCACGAAAAAUAUGGUCAAAUUCCAAACUCGAAUUCAUCAGCGAACAAAGAUGAAGUCUCACAAGAUGGUUCAAAAAUGCAAGAAAUUGUAAUGUAAACUAAAUACCUUUUACAGAUAAAUUACAAAAAAUUAAAAUUAUAUAUUUUCGAUAAAAAAAGGAUCAAUUAAUAUCUUUUAAUGGAGAUAAAAUAAAAAGAAAACUAAUGUAAAUAUUUAUUUAAG